AUGGCUCCAGAACUGCGUCGGACUCGUCACGAGACUUUUGGUACUGGGCACCAGGAGAGCCGCGAAACCAGAACACCAACCUACGGAACCAGAUCCUCAAAGCGCAAAGUAUCAGAAAUAAAUAAUCCUGAUUCGUCGCCAUCUGGGUCCAAAACUUCAACUCAGUCAUCUCAAAGUUCUUUGGAUGAGGUGGAACCAAUGCCGCCUCCCGCCAAGAGAAACCGGAAGUCCUCACUUGUGGCCCCCAAAACCCCAGAAGAAGAAGAGAUUAAUCCAGAUACUUUGGAAGUCCCAUCUGUCAUUGUUGACGCACCUAGUACUACUGGCACUGAUGAAGAUGAACCCAUCCAAGAAACACCAGCCACCCCAAAAUCCACUAGAGGUGGGUUUCGGGGCCGGCGAGGUGGGCGUGGAAGAUGGGGAUGGGGAUACCGUGGCGCCAGAGGGGGGCGUGGUGGAUCCGGUGCUGGUCCAAGAAGUACGCCGGCUACUGAAUCUUCACCAUCUGCACCCAAAGCUCUUCGAGGCAGAGGUGGUCAUCGGGUCAAGAAGUCAGACAAUGCUCGAAUCCAGGCGCUUUACCAUCGCCGAGCCGCACUCAAACACCAGUUCAAACAAGUCGCCUUCUAUCAAAAGGCUGCCUUGAUAUCAAUAGCAGAAAAGGCAUUGGAAGCUGCUAAAUUCGACCCUAAUUAUCACAAGAAUUUCGAGGAAUUCAAUACGACUACUGAAGCGUUGAAUGAUGUAUACAAAAACAGACGCAAGCAGCUAAUGGAAGAAUAUGAAUUGAAGGAAGCCUAUCUCAUUGGUUUGAGAGACAAGAACAAAGAGUAUGCGGGGAGCCAAUAUGAAGCUGCCAUAGAGGAAGUAGAAGAGCGGAUCGAGGCGAAGAUCAUGGAGAAGGUUGACCACAUUUAUAGACAGUGGGCGAACUCAAGUACCGUAGAUGAGACUCCAUUGUACCGUGGUGAGGUGGGAAAGGUUGUGAAAAGAAUUCCACGGCCGACUCCAAUGGUACAUUCGAUUGCUACUCCAUACAAUUAUACUUUUGUGGAUAUCAAAGAUCCUGACCAGUUUGAGGACCUUCAACACCAUGAGAUUAAAAACUUACUGGAGCAACAUCCAGCGGAUCAUUGGCUGUCUAUGACUAAGCAGCAGCAAGAAGGCUUCAUCUCAAAGAUGAAGAAGGCUGCCAUUGGUGACAAGGGGAGGAAGAUUAGAAAUACUAAGGGUAGCGCACUCUACCAACCCCAAGCAGAAGUAUUGGAAGUGCCAAACGCGCUUCCUGACUUGAUAUCUGCCGCACCAACGCCUGCGGAGGUCUCUGGAGAUGACACCGAAACUGAUGAGACGGAGUCCAACGGAGAAGAGCAACCGACUGAUCAAUAUGGGGUCAAGGUCCCUAAGAAACCUAUUCCUCGCAAUGGUGAAAUACCACAGAACAGGAUCGUUUCAGACAUGCCCGUGGUCUUUGAAGAAUAUGAGAUUGGUAUCCGCAAGCAUGUAUACCGAAAAACCAAUAAGAAUGACCAGACUUACCUGGGCAUGGAUGUUGAUCCUAACCCGAAGAAGGCUCACUGGGAUCAAAAUGCUAGCGGGUACAAUUCGGCAAAGAACAAGAAGGAGGAUCUCGAUCAGGAGAUGGUUCGAGCUUUCAAACUUCAUCCAAUGUAUGGCAUGCCGCUACCACAAUCAGUCAAUCCAGACUACGACGAGUGCGAGAACGCGCCCUUCAACGCACCCACAAAUUGGGCGGAAGACCUUUCACAUACGGAGCCAACCGUCUUGAUCGAAGAGACUGCAAGGACUGCCGAUGACCUGGAUGAAGACAAACAAGUUUUCCUCACUUCCCGAUCCUCAUGGAUCCUGAGGAGCAAGGAGGAGUGGGAAGAAAUCAUGCCCAGAUUCAAGAUGUCGUCUGUACUGGCUGGUAUAGGUGCACUGGACCGUCCAGAACCAAGACCGGUUGUUGUGAAGAAGGAGGAGUCUGUCCAGCCUGAGCCAGUCCCUCAAGUCAUUAAUUCCGAUCUUAUCGCGGCGGUCAACGAGGCAGCAGAACUUAAGAGGCUGGAGGCUAUCAAAGCGGCUACCAUCGCACCACCCGCACCACCUCCACCGUCUACUCGGUCCCACGGAUAUGAUCCGGUUCGCGAUACCACAUACCGAACCCCAUACUCUCCCCGUCAACCGGUCCCAGCUCCUCUUCCUCCUCCGCCUCCGCCUCCGCCUCCACCCCGUACAGAAAAGCUCACGGCACUCGCCGACCUUGCCGAAAGCCGUGGGCCCAUUGCACCCGCACCUCCGCAGGCAUAUCACGCCCAUCGCAACAGUUGGGGGCCACCUGCUCCUCGCUAUCCACCAAUGCCACAAGCGCCGCCAGCUACCUACUUUUCCUCGUUCACGCCUGUAAACGCACCGUACGGCUCCCCACGUGCUGUUGUGCCUCCUGGUCCACCGCAAGGUCAGUUUAGGGAACUUAGGCCUGCACCUCCACAGCAGCCGGUGCCUCAGCCGGGGAGGCAGUGGUACCCUAGACCUCCUCCCUACUCACAAGAGCGUUAG
Molecule: messenger RNA, 2562 nt
Organism: Lachnellula hyalina
Lineage: Eukaryota; Fungi; Ascomycota; Leotiomycetes; Helotiales; Lachnaceae
Exons: 4
Coding region: 1-2562 (853 amino acids)
Source: RefSeq, a predicted model, not a curated record